UCGUCGAAGGAUACGGUAGAGAUAUUAUCGUAGUCAAUCUUUCAAUCUCUGAUCGUGCAACGUCAAGUCGUUAUACCAGCUUAUUCAAUAUUCAAACGAGGAUUGAAGUCGACAAAGCCAACAUGGAGCGGCAACCCCCAAAGUACGAAUUUCUAUCCAAGGAGAAGACAAAGGAGAUGCUGAAAUUGUUCAACGGCGAGAGAACCGGUUGGGUACAAGUAGGUCCGCAGAAAUGGUUCUUUCCGUACAGAUAUACGGAACACGGUGCUGGAUAUUAUAAUUUUAAAGCCAGGCCAGAUGAUACCUGGGUAGUGACUUUUCCAAGAUCAGGCACUACAUGGACGCAAGAACUAGUCUGGCUGCUAUCGAACAAUUUGGAUUUUGAGACAGCGAAGACGCAAUUUCUUGCUCAGAGAUUUCCCUUUUUUGAAUUCAGCAUAUUCAAUCAUCCUGAGGUGACACAGGAAUUUCUGGAGAUCAAUAAAGGUAAUGAAGUGAAUGAGCAGAUCUGCCGGAAGAUAGCCAAGCCCGGCUAUGAAGUUCUCGCGUCGAUACCGUCGCCCAGAUUUAUCAAAACUCACUUUCCACUCAGCUUGUUGCCAGAAAUUCUGGAUAUCGGUUGCAAGGUCAUCUACGUAGCGCGUAAUCCGAAGGACGUUGCAGUCUCGUGGUAUUACAUGAGCGUGGGAAUGAAAACGCAAGGAUUUCUCGGUGAUUUCGCUACCUUUUGGGAUUACUUUGAAAAUGAUCUUACUUAUUGGGGCCCGUAUUGGACACAUUUGAAGGAAGCCUGGGCUCUGAAGAAUCACCCGAACCUUCUAUUUUUGUUUUACGAAGACAUGCAACAUGAUUUCCUGAAAAUAAUUAGAAGGAUUGCAAAGUUUCUGGGCAAAACAUAUACCGACGAGCAAUUAAAUGAGCUGGCGGAUUACCUGAAUAUCAACAAUUUCCGGAACAAUCCGAUGGUCAACAGUAGCGAGUUGAAGAACUGCAAAUUCAUAGCAGAAGGGAUCUUCAUUAGGAAAGGUGUCAGUGGUGGAUGGAAGGACAUCUUUACGCCGGAGCUCACUGCUAGAGCGGACAAGUGGAUCGAGGAAAAUCUUAAGAAUACUGAUUUGCGUUUCCCGUACUUCGACAAUAACAAUUGAGUCGAGGAACGAUCAAGCAGUUCCCGUAGGUCGAGAAAAAUAGUAUCGGGAAGAUCUCGAUGAAAGAUUUCUAUCGUGAAGGAAGAUCAAUCGGUGUAUUCAUCUUUGAUACAUCGAAGGAAAGAAACACGAAAUAUAUAUAUAUAUAUCUCUCUCUCUCUCUCUCUCUCUCUCUCUCUCUCUCUCUCUCUCUCUCUCUCUCUCUCUUUCAUCUGGAAAAUGAUGUUUGUGCGAUAAUAAUCUAUAAAAGAAAACAUAAGUCAUAGUUAAUAGAACAUAUCAAGUUAAUCCAGAGAUGUUUUUUUUUCAUGAAAUGCACAUUUCAUUUGGCGGUAUAUUUCUAUUUUAAAAAUACUUUGCUCAUACUUGAAUACUUAUUUAGUGUUUAUGGAAAGAAGCUUUUGAAACAACCUAAUAUUAAUAGGGAUAAUAAACGUUUGGCAGGUGAUACUGUUAGA
This is a messenger RNA of Dinoponera quadriceps, 1606 nucleotides long. Its product is annotated as sulfotransferase family cytosolic 1B member 1-like. The record is from RefSeq and is a predicted model, not a curated record. Gene Ontology annotation, molecular function: sulfotransferase activity. The transcript has 6 exons. The coding region runs from base 123 to 1148 and encodes 341 amino acids. NCBI's taxonomy places the organism in Eukaryota, Metazoa, Arthropoda, Insecta, Hymenoptera, Formicidae. Gene Ontology annotation, cellular component: cytoplasm. Gene Ontology annotation, biological process: sulfation.